Molecule: messenger RNA, 1574 nt
Organism: Cloeon dipterum
Lineage: Eukaryota; Metazoa; Arthropoda; Insecta; Ephemeroptera; Baetidae
Product: protein yellow-like
Exons: 5
Coding region: 71-1432 (453 amino acids)
Source: RefSeq, a predicted model, not a curated record
CGACGAGGCAGUAUCUCGUCGGCUCAGCUGACAAUUGGGCCGUUCUUUGCUGCAUUUAAGCUCGACCACAAUGUUAUUUGCUGCCACCUUAUUGCUUGGCUUGUGCGGGGCCAACGCCGUCAACUUCACAACCGUUUACGAGUGGGAUAAAUUCGAUUUCCUCUGGCCACCAGAAGCGGACACCUCAAUCGGACAGAUUAAACAGAAUUUCACUCCGGAUAAUGUUGAAUUUCGAUACAUGGCUGUUUAUGGAGAAAGGCUGUUUCUAAGCCUUGAUACGGAUCCCGGAAUUCCCACCUCGCUGGUGUGGCUUCCAACAAACGGCACGUCGACUGCACCUCCGAAACUAGCUCCUUUCCCAUCCUUGGAUUUACACAAAAAAGACAUCUGCGACAAUAUUCAGGCGGCGGGAGGUUUAGAAACGGAUACUGACGGUCGGUUGUGGGUGCUUGAUGACGGGAGUGACAAAUGUCCAGGAAAACUUUGGAUAUUCAACCUUCUCAAGAACGACCAAACCGAGCGCGUUCACCAGUUCCCGGACACAGUCGUCUCUCAUUUUUAUCUUGGAAGGUCACUGAGUGAUCUUGUGCUCGACAAAACAACGGACGAUUUGCUUGCGUACAUCACGGACGCCAGGUCUGAGCAAAUCGUCGUUUACAGCCGAAAAAUGGACAAAUCCUGGUCUGUUAAAACACCAUCAGAAGGACGUUGGUUUUCCUUGGCCCUCUCUCCUAACAGGGAAGCGAGACAUGAGUUGUACCUUAGAAGAGCUGGUUCCAAUGAACUCUAUUCAGUGUCUGUUUCUGAGCUGAAGAAUGAAGGCGGAAGCGCUGCUGUCAAAUUCAUCGGCCAAUGGACUGGAAAACCCUACAAAAUGUUAAUCGACGGUGCCAAUGUCUUGUAUGCCGCCUCUUGGGGCCAGGAUUACCUCUCCAAAUGGAUUAUUUCUCAGCCCUUUAGAGAGCAGCGAUUUUAUGAGGUCGGAGAACUGGGUGCAUAUUGGCCAUUUACUUUUGCCUUGGACGCGAACGGCAAUUUAUGGAUGACGGAGCUAAAUGUAAAUGGUGGCGGGAAUAGGCAUAAACUACUCAAGGCUGCAGUCGGCGCAAGAUCGAAUUCAUUCAGCAAAUUCACAGCUACAAAGUUCCUUGACGAGACCUCAGAACAGGAAAUCACAGGAUCAUCCCUUGAUUCUGAAUCUACGCCUCCUGGAGAAACGCAGAGUCCACUCGGAGUCCUCUUUAACAGUCUGUGGAAGAGUCGCAUUCUUGGGAAGACGCUGCCCCACCCACAAAGAUCAAUCUCUCUUCCGUUCCUGAUCCUUUUGCAGACUUUUCAUUGCUUGGCUGACCCUGCUGACGAUGGGAAAAAUUCAAACCUCUUUCCGGCGUGCGGGAAUGUCCGUUUUCCCGGACAGCAAACAUUUUUCUAAUGAACAGUACCGUGUGUUGCAUUUUAAUUAUUAGGUUAAUUAUAAAAAAAACCUAGAGAUGAUCAUGUUUUUCGUCUUUUUUAACAAAAGAAUCAUUAAUUUGUAGGAAUUUUUCGUGUUAAAUAAAAAUAUAGAUUGCAUU